Messenger RNA from Neodiprion fabricii, 1144 nucleotides. RefSeq lists its product as uncharacterized. The transcript is spliced from 3 exons. The record is from RefSeq and is a predicted model, not a curated record. NCBI's taxonomy places the organism in Eukaryota, Metazoa, Arthropoda, Insecta, Hymenoptera, Diprionidae. Bases 172 to 1092 code for a protein of 306 amino acids.
GCUGAGAUACGUAGACAAAUGACUACCCUAACCACGCUUAAACAAAAUAACAGUAAACGACAUCGGGCUAGUCAACAAAUUCGGCUAACUGCAAAUCGUUGAUUUUACAAAGUAAAUUGUGGCAGAAUAUCGAUAGCGUAAGCGUUAAUAUUUCACUAGUUUAUUGAGAGCAUGUCUUCGUCAAUGACGGUUGUCGUCAAGAAACGGGAACGCACACAGAAUUGGAUACCCGAAGAAAAAAACGCCCUGUUUUCUCUUAUAAAACUCCACGCACGAGCCAUUGAGAACAAGAAAAUUGACGCUACGGCAUCCGCCAUGAAAACCCUUGCCUGGCAGCAAAUUCACUCCGUUUUUCGGGGUAGAUUUUCAACGGACAGAGAUAUCGUCAGAAUGCGUGAACAGUGGCGGCGUAUGAAGGCGCAGGCCAGACUCGAAAUUUACUCCUUCGCCGAAAAGGUUCGCACACUUGGACCGGAAGAAGCGUCGAAGAAUCAGCCCUCGACUCUUUCGAUCGAAGUAUGGCGAUUGAUGGAAAGAUCGAGAAACCAUAACGACGAAACUGGAUUGUCGAACGGCAGUGAUCGAGAUGAGAAGGCUGUUAGACCAGAAGGUUUUGAAAAACUGCUAGACAACAUGACAAAUUCAUCAACCCCGACAGUAUCGGUGCACGAAAUGAAAGUCGAAGCCAACAGCGAUGGAUUUAAUGAACACAAUGAUGAACAGCCGAGAAACUCGACAGAGCAAUUAUUCCAACAGCCGAAAAGCGAAAAUGGACAAUUGGAGACAACGGCAACAAAUCGAAAGAGGACCAAGAUGAACGAGGAUUCAUUCAUGGAUAUCGAACAAGGUGGGAGUGGAGAAUGCAGCAGUGAUGUGUUUUCUCAGUUUUAUCAAGAGUGCCAGCACAGCGAUGUGCAGAAAGCAAUUUGGAUUUUCGAAGCGACGCAGCAACAGCACAACUUGAAACUUGAAAUGCUCCAUCUCGAGCUGCAAAGAGCUGAACUUCAAAGACAGGCUGCUCUUAAUGAGCUCAAAAUUUCGGAGCUCAAAAAACAUCUGAUCGAAAAUCAAGCUGCUAAAUUUCACAGGUAAAUUCGUACAUCUGGAAUGAAUACACGAGACGUUGCGCGAUCGUGUCUCACAA